AUGGUUGAAAGACAAGUUGGCAUUGAAAAUGUAGCGGACGAGGAAGAAUACAAUCAGUUUGACGAGCUACCCCCAUUUUCUAUUGGUAUCCCAUCUACAAAUAUCGAUAUUGAUGAUACUGCUUAUUUAAGAUCAGAUCACAAUGAAGGAUUAUGGAUUGCAAAAAAACGGAAACGGAAAGCAAGAAAGGCAUACAAUGGAUCAACCACAAAGGAAAAAAAGAAGUGUGACACUGAUAAGGGGAAACCUAAAAACAAAGGGGAUUUGGAAAUUGAAUUUGAUGAGCUAGGCCAAAAUAUCGGAGAGACCCAAUCUCAGUUUAGCAAUUAUUGUGGAGUCAUGGUAAGGACGAGGAUUUCUAUCCUCAUAUUGCGUUGGGAUGAAGUUCCUAAGGCUGAAAUCGAUGAAUUGUGGUUAAACAUUAAGUCAUGGAAGGCUUACAAGAGCAGGCUUGUUAAUGACUACCUAAAGAAGGGUAGAAAUCCGGUACCUGAAUAUCCAUACCUAGAUGAGCCUACAUGGAACGCUUUUGUUCAACUCAAAACAUCACCGAGCUUCCAGGAAGUAAGCAACAAAGCUACAACGACUGCAAAAUUGAAUAAGUAUCCGCCUCGGAUAGGCUCACGUGGUUAUCGUGGGAUAUACUCGUUACCAACUGAUCUCUACUCCUUGGUAUCUGAAUUGAUUGAAAAAGAUACCCAAUUAUCUCAUGGAGAUUGGUUUCCUGGACCUGGAGCCGAUGUGCUUACAGAGGAGAAGAUGAAGAUCGAGGUGGAGGCUAUGAUGGAGGCCAAAAUGGAAGCCAAGAUAGAAGAGAUGAAUGCUCAGAUGGAAGAGAUGAAAACAUAUAUGCAACAGUUUCUCUCAAAGAAUGAAGGCAUGCACAUUACCAGUCCGGUGUUGAAGAAAAAUAGUGUCGUCUCGACUGUAUCAGAUGAGUUGGAUGGGAUAAAGACUCCUACUGCUUGCGAGUUAGUGAUACCAUACGAAACGAUGAACCAGAAAUGUGCAAAAGGGAUGGUCUUUCCAUAUGGGAAUGGACAAAUACAUUCAGUUCCUUUAAAUGCAAAUCAUUUUAGGGUAUCCAUAGAUAAGAUCUAUGACCAAUAUGAUUGUAUCCCUCUUCCCGUCUCGACCGAAGAAGCAAGUAAGCUGUGUGAGGCGCUUCAUGGUAUAGUUCAGUGGCCAAGGAAUGCAAUUAAGAUCAUUCAUUCCUCACAGUUCAAGCCAAAUGUUGAACAAGAUAAAAGAUGUUCCUCUCUACCGGUAACUAUCGACCCGGGUGUUAUGAAGAAGACCAAGCCAGCAAAAGAAAGUUUGAUACCACAUAAUUCUAAUAAACAAGUCGACCUAGAAAAAAUGCCCCUUCUCAUGAAAAGAAUGUAUAGAUGUUUGAUGAAUCGUGAUGCUCCUGAUGAUGCAAUUUAUGUUGAAGCCGAACCCGGGAUCCUUGGAGCUCAGAAAAUCGAAACAUACAUUUACCCCAAGGAGAUUUUACGUCUAUUGAAUAAACAAUGGCUUGAUAUUAGUGUCAUAACAUGGUUUCAAAUCAUGUUACAUUCAAUGCUUGAAACACGUGGUGGGAAUAAAGUGAACAUAUGUGCUUUCAUUUCCCCAAGUGAGACUCAGGCAACAAUAUGCGAGUCAAAUGGCGAGGGUGUUGUAAGUUACAUUGUUGAUGCAAUGUGCUUCCAUAAAGACAAACAGUUUUUUGUCUCACCCUACUGGCAAGGAUUGCAUUGGAUGCUUCUAGUAAUCUGCCCUAACCAAGGCACAGGGUAUAUCCUGGAUUCCCAAAUAAAUCCGGAUAAGAAGCUCGUGGAGAGCUACAUAAUCGUGAAAUAUGUUGAAGAGGCUGUUGCAAGGCUUAAGGAAGAUAUCGACACACAUCCAAUGAAAUGGACACUUGUCGAGGUAAAAGUACUUCAUGGGUACCUUGAACUUGCUUCUUGUUAG
Messenger RNA from Lactuca saligna, 1956 nucleotides. The record is from the annotation of a GenBank genome assembly. Lineage: Eukaryota; Viridiplantae; Streptophyta; Magnoliopsida; Asterales; Asteraceae.